GUCACCUUGAAAGACAUCCCCACGUAGAUUUUGAGCAUUAAGGCGCCCAUCUACUUUUAUUCCAAGUAUUGCCUUGGAACCAUCUCAGCUCUAUUUCUAUCUCACAUCCCACUUUCCUUCGGGUAGUUCACUGCAACUUCUGGCCAGCACAAGUGCGCGAUAGAACAUCUUCCAAGGCAAUUUCUUUACUCAACUACCACUACGAAUAUCAACAUGGCCAAAACCUCCCAGACAGUCAAACCAACAAUCUACUUUGGCUACGGCUCAAACCUCUGGCUCCACCAAAUGCGCACUCGAUGUCCCACAUCCCAAUACCUAGGCGUCGCGCGAUUAAGAAACUACCAAUGGAUCAUCAACGACCGGGGCUACGCCAACGUCGUGGAAGUGCCACAAGACGGCAAGCAACAAGACCAGCAUGACAGCAGCAACGACGGGAAGUACGACGACGUAGUCUUCGGCCUAGUAUACUCCCUAAAAGAAGAAGAUGAACGCCGCCUCGACAAGAACGAAGGCGUACCAAUCGCCUACACUAAAGAACUACUCCCAUGCGACCUUUGGUCUGCGUCAACGAAUGGCAAAGUCGAUACAGAAAGGCCUCCUACAUACACGCGCGACAUGCUGGUUUACAUCGACCGCGAGCGCACGGUACCCGAUUCGCCGCGGAAAGAAUACAUCUACCGUAUGAACCGGGGCAUUGCGGAUGCGGUGGAUAUGGGCGUGCCGGAGCAAUACGUCCUUGACGUGAUGCGCAAGUUCAUUCCCGCAGAGAAAGAGGGUGAGACGAGGAAGAGUAUGGAGGAAUUUGCUGCAAAGCAGGCUGCCCAGUUCAGGGAUGAGAGCGGUGUGUUUCAGUGAUUUUGGGCCAGUCUGGUGAGAAGAG
Cucurbitaria berberidis CBS 394.84 is the source of this 880-nucleotide messenger RNA. RefSeq lists its product as uncharacterized. Gene Ontology annotation, molecular function: gamma-glutamylcyclotransferase activity. NCBI's taxonomy places the organism in Eukaryota, Fungi, Ascomycota, Dothideomycetes, Pleosporales, Cucurbitariaceae. The transcript is spliced from 2 exons. The coding region runs from base 214 to 855 and encodes 213 amino acids. The record is from RefSeq and is a predicted model, not a curated record.